This is a messenger RNA of Coregonus clupeaformis (lake whitefish), 3509 nucleotides long. Its product is annotated as thymocyte selection-associated high mobility group box protein TOX-like. Lineage: Eukaryota; Metazoa; Chordata; Actinopteri; Salmoniformes; Salmonidae. Gene Ontology annotation, cellular component: nucleus. The record is from RefSeq and is a predicted model, not a curated record. Gene Ontology annotation, biological process: regulation of transcription by RNA polymerase II. The transcript has 9 exons. Gene Ontology annotation, molecular function: chromatin DNA binding. The coding region runs from base 525 to 1892 and encodes 455 amino acids.
UAUCAGCAGAGGUCGCAUGGCAUAUGGUGAAGAACAGUCCAACCACUUCUCUGUCCUGGAACCAUUGCCUGGAAUCAAUGCAUUAAUAUGCACCUCCGUGACAAAGCCUAUGGAGUAUGAGAACAGCGGGAAAAAAACAAGCAACAUAUUCAGAGGGCUCAUCUUAUGCUUUUAAAAUAAACCAAGGGGGAAUCUUUUAUUUAAUUUGUUCUGGAGUAUGCCUAACUUGAUGGUAUAACUAAUCUGCAUAUGUGCAGUUAUUUCUGUUCUACCGUUAAGUGAUAACUGUUUUGGUUCUCCAAAGCGGACGCGCUCUAGUAAGCGAAAAAAAGGACUGUUCAUCACCAGGACGCGAGUUGGUGCAGAAGUUCGACCGCAAACGGAUGUGAGGGAAGAGUGCACAGAAAACUCAACCCCUUUUUCUUUUUCUUUCUCUACUUCUUUCUUAUUUUGUUUGGCUAAACAAUAGAGUGAGUCAAAGACACUGAAACAGAUUUCAUGCCGUCAGUCUCGAAGAACCUGAUAUGGACGUGAGAUUUUAUCCUGCGCACCCGUCAAGUGUGGGUUCUGAUCCAAGUUGUCUAAGCUCGUUGGACUUUUACCACGCGAACAAGGCCCGGUACGGUGUGGGUGAACGAGGGGUUCGGCUCCUCCACGGUACCCCACCCCCAGGCUCCAACCCAGCUGGGAAAAGACUGCCCACUGCUGGGUUUGAUGGUGACAACAUGUACAUGAAUGACAAUAACCAGGAGUUUCGGUCACCAAGCCAGAACUACUCCAGUCAGGGCCGAGGAAGCAACAGUGGAGGAGGAGGGGAUGAAGACUACGAGAUCCCUCCCAUCACACCCCCCAACCACGCUGACCCCUCUCUGCUUCACCUCAUGGACCCCGAGUCGGGCUACACCUUCCACUCACUGUCCCACAACAGCCUGAUCAACCCCUACUCCUACCCGGAGCUGCCUGCUGCCCUCAUGAUGUCCAAUAUGCUGGGCCAGGAUAGCCAUCUUCUCUCAGGGCAUAAUAUGCACUCGAUAGGGGAGAAGCGGCCCUCCUCGGAGAUGAUGAAGCCCAAGCCCAAACCGCAGAAGAAGAAGAAGAAAAAGGACCCCAACGAGCCGUCGAAGCCCGUGUCGGCCUACGCCCUCUUCUUCAGGGACACCCAGGCGGCCAUCAAGGGCUCAAACCCCAACGCCACCUUCGGGGACGUGUCCAAGCUAGUUGCCUCCAUGUGGGACAGCCUGGGAGAGGAGGCGAAACAGGCGUACAAGAGGAAAACCGAGGCGGCCAAGAAAGAGUACCUGAAAGCCCUCGCCACGUACAGAGCCAGUCUGGUUUCCAAGCCCUACAAUGACCCCGUCGAACCAAAAAGCUCCCAAAGCAGCCAGCCCUCCCACAUGCUGCCCCCCAAGCAGCCCCUGUACAGUGUGCCCCCGCAGGCCUCCUCCCCCUACGGUCUGGGCCCCGGCUCCUUCCCCCUGUCAGACCUGCAGAGCUUCGCCGGUCCGCCCCACCACGCCCUGGCCCGGACCCUCAGCCAAUCCCAGAUGCUGCCGCCCAGCAUGAGUGCCUCACCCCCCUCCCCCUUCCAGAUCAGCCCGCCCCUCCACCCCUCCCAGCUCGCCCUGCACCAGAGCUCCCUGCGCAUGCAGCAGGUCCAGUCGCACUCAAUGGGGCUCCAAGGGUCUCUGCACUCACCUCCUCUCAGCCAACAGGGGUUCUCUCACAUUCAGGAUUACCAGAACAGUGUGGGGGGGUCCCAGUCCCCGGGGGCGCCCAACCCAGGGCACGGACAGAACCCCGACUGGGACGGCGAGUACUGCAACCGGGACUGUGGGCCCAACCAUUGCGGCAGUGGCAUGGGAGCCCGGGACAAGCCUCUCUACCUCACUUGAAGCUGAAGGACCUCCAAAAGUCAAGACUCCAGGGAGUUUUCCAACAUUCAUCAACAACAACGUCAAUGUAUCUUUCUCCUCCUUGUUUUUUCUGAAGGAUUUUUAAAAUCCCAAAGACUGCUACUACUUCACCUAUUUGCCAAGCACUUAGACUGGACAGGAGCCUUGCUUCUUUUUGCCAUGAAUGUCCAUUUUGUGGGGGGUUAAGCUUCAAGCUCACGUCAACAUACUGUACAUGAAGACUAAAAAACGUCUUCUGGCUUUGUUUUGACAUUUUCCCAAAUGUUAAAUUUUUCUCCUCUUUUGCUUUCCUUUGCUCUUACUCAGUUUUCCCAUGGACUGCCCACUUUUGGGCGAAACAAUGCUGUAAGCAUAUUCAUUGUAGGGUCUAUGUUAAGAUUCUCAUACAGGACCCUUGAACCUAGUCACCUCACUAAGGGAGGAUACAACUAUUUCAGCAAAGAAAGCAAAAACACAAAGCGUAAUUAGAAAAAGAAAACAUCCUUACGUCAACCCAGUUCUAAUUGAGAGCUUUCCCAUUUUUAUUUUCUCUGAGUGAUUGUAAAUAUCUACCAAGAUGGAACCUGGCCCCCUAUGCCUAGAUGUGUGUAUCUAGCCACAGUCCCUUGCUUUUUUCUUCUAUUUUUUACAUUAUUUUGUUUAGUUAUGUGAUUUCUGUGCGGGCUGGAUUCAGUGAUGGAAUACACACACUAAAUCCUGUGUUAAAGCUCUGUUCACUGGUCAUGCUACUUUCUAGCCCGGUCCCAGAUCUGUUUGUGCUGCCUUUGCAACUGCUAUGGUGACAAUAACCAUAGGAGAUGGCAAGACAUCACAAACAGAUCUGGAACCAGGCUAGCUUCUCUCUAAUGGAGAGAGAAAUACAAAGACUGUUGGGAAUAGGGAGCCAUUUUGGACACCCUCUGCACUGUCCUCAGGAUGUGACUGGACUGAAGAGGUCAAAGGUGAAACCUCUCCCUUAGUUUAAACCUCUCCUGGUCCAGCGGACCACACCACCCCCACUCCCCAGCGCCACUUGUAUAGGUGAAUAAAAAAAAUAGUUGCUAAAUGUGAAAUGUUGCUAAAGAUAAAAGCAUAAAAGUGGGUUUUAAAGUUUUUGACUAGUUUUAUUAGGUGUUUUAGAAAUUGUGUUGAAUUCAUGUUUAUAAUUUUUUGUGAAGAUAAAAAUAAUAUUAUAAUGCAUUUAAUUCUUUAAAAUUUUGUUUUUCACUGUAGCACAAUUUAAGUUUCUAAGGAAUGGUCACCGGUAGAUAUUUCAUUUGUGUACAAACCUGCGAAAUGUACUUAUUUUAAUUGUAAAGCCAGCAAUGAAAGAACCCAUUUUGUUUUGUUGAUUAACAUGUUUCGCAAUAUGGUCAUUCUAUUUAAUUCGGUUGACUGGUUUCACAUCUAUUUAUGAAUGAUAUGAAGUAACGUUUUGGCUUGUUUUCAUCAGGGUGCAUUAUUAUUAUUAUUAAAUUCCAUGGUAAUUUGAAUAAUUAUUAUUUGUACAUCACUUGUUUCUGGUGCAUUGGCUUUUUUCCAGCAUUUGGUUCAUUUUGUGUGGCGAUGCUUCUUUUGUUUUCUUUUGUCAGUAAUAAAAUGUAAGUGGAAAAUAAA